Molecule: messenger RNA, 1554 nt
Organism: Penicillium nucicola
Lineage: Eukaryota; Fungi; Ascomycota; Eurotiomycetes; Eurotiales; Aspergillaceae
Product: sugar porter family MFS transporter
Exons: 3
Coding region: 1-1554 (517 amino acids)
Biological process (GO): carbohydrate transport; transmembrane transport
Cellular component (GO): membrane
Molecular function (GO): carbohydrate:proton symporter activity
Source: RefSeq, a predicted model, not a curated record
AUGGGCUUCGUCAAUUUCAAGAACUACCGGGUCUAUGUCCUGACUUCGGUGGCCUAUAUGGGCUCACUGCUGUUCGGUUAUGACACGGGUGUGAUGGGCUCAGUCUUAGCGCUGUCGAGUUUCAAAAAGGACUUUGGCCUGCCGGUCGAUUCAUCCGGCUUCAGCGACGACAAAAAUGCCCAGAUCUCCUCGAACGUAGUGUCGCUCCUCACAGCCGGCUGUUUCUUCGGCUCCAUCUUCGCAGCUUACAUCAAUGACCGUCUCGGACGUCGAUACUCGUUGAUGAUCUUCUGUAUGAUUUUCCUGGUCGGAGCAGCGGUUCAGGUCGGCGCCCAUCAUGAAAUCGGAAUGAUCUAUGGUGGCCGUGUCAUUGCUGGUCUGGGAAUCGGUGGAAUGUCCAGUAUCACCCCCGUGUUUGUCAGUGAGAACUGUCCCCCGGCGAUCCGUGGUCGGGUGGCGGGUCUCUUCCAGGAGUUCCUGGUCAUCGGUAGUACCUUUGCCUACUGGCUGGACUAUGGUGUGUCGAUUCAUAUUCCCGAGGGAACAAGCCAAUGGCGGAUUCCCGUUGCUAUUCAGCUUGUUCCCGGUGGGUUGAUGUUCAUCGGAUUGUUCUUCCUCAAGGAGUCUCCCCGUUGGCUGAUGAAGAAGGGCCGCAGUGAGGAGGCGCUCAACUCGCUGGCUUAUAUUCGGAAUGAUUCUGAGACCAGCGAGGAGGUUGUCAAGGAGUUUGCUGAGAUUACGGCUGCUAUCCAGGAGGAAACUAUCGCUACGGAGGGUAUGACCUGGAAGGAAUGCUUGAAGCCGACCAACAGAUACCGUUUCUUCCUGGCGUUUGUUCUCAUGUUCUGGCAACAGUUCUCUGGAACCAACAGUAUUGGUUACUAUGCCCCUCAAAUCUUUGCUAGUGUUGGACUGAGCAAGACCGACACUUCCCUGUUUGCUACCGGUAUCUACGGAACCGUCAAGGUGGUGGCAACGGCCAUCUUCCUGAUCAUCGGUAUCGAUCGCUGGGGUCGAAAGAAGAGUUUGAUCGGUGGUGCUGCUUGGAUGGCUUGCAUGAUGUUCAUCAUCGGAGCUGUCCUGGCCACUAAGCCCCCCAAUGCGAACGCCACUUCAGUCUCAUCGGCGUCAAUCGCCAUGGUUGCCAUGAUCUAUCUCUAUGUCAUUGGAUACUCAGCAUCGUGGGGCCCAACACCUUGGGUGUACCUCGGAGAGAUCUUCCCCACUCGCCUCCGUGCCUACGGUGUCGGAUUCGGUGCAGCCACCCAAUGGCUGUUCAACUUUGUCAUUACCGAGGUUACUCCUCGCGCCAUCAACAAAAUCGGUUGGAAGACUUUCCUCAUGUUCGGCAUCUUCUGUUUCACCAUGGGCAUUUUUGUCAUUGUGUUCUUCAAAGAGACCAAGGGCCGCACCCUUGAGGAGAUGGAUCUCAUCUUCGGCGCUGUUGAUGAGCAGCAGCGACGCGCUGACGUCGAGCAUACUUUGCAAAAGACUCAGAUUAUGCACGAGGAGAACGCUGAUGACACGACUACCACUGCGGAACGCAGGGAUUGA